AUGGCGGACGUCAAGAGCAAGGAUUCUGACCGCGAGCCUGAUCCACCUACAAAGGCCAUUGACAAGCCAGCCGCUCGUCACGGUAAACGCGAUGCGCCAAAGGAAGCCCCAGCUGCUCCCGCCGAACGCGCGACUGUAGCUCCCCGCGGUCGUGGUGGUCAUCGUGGAGGUGGCUUCAGUGCCAAUGAAGCAGCUUUCCGCGACAGAGCCACAGGCAGGGGGUACAAUCGUGACCAGCCCACCGAGGGUGGUGGCGAGGAUGGCCACGGCAAUCGUGUUGGUCGCGAUCGAGGCCCUGGCGCGCAACGUUACGGUCGCGGUCCGCGUGGACCUCGUCGGGGUGGUGACCGCCACAGUCGUACUGGUAUAGCCAAUCACCCGAAACAAGAGGGACAUGGAUGGGGUGAAAGCACUGGCGACGGCGAAUGGGCCGAUGAAAAGGCGGGCGAAGCCUUGGCAAAAGAAGAAGAAAAGCAAGGUGGAUGGGAUGCUGGCGCCCAGAACCCAGCGUGGAACGAAAAUGCUGAACCGACCACUAUUCCCGAAGGUGGUGAGGCUGUUCAAGACUCGGUCCCAGCAGAGCCGGAGGCAGAAGAGCCUCAGGAUCACCACAAGUCGUAUGCCGACUAUCUGGCCGAGCAAGCUGCCAAGAGGAUGGAAGGCCUCGGUCUCAAGGAAGCUCGUCAACCGAACGAAGGGGUAAAGGAUAACAAGAAAUGGACCGCGGCGAAAGAGCUAACUAGAGCUGAAGGCGAGGACUACUUCAAGGGUGAAGAGAAGGGCAGGCGUGAACGUGAGCGUGCACAGAAGAAGGAGUUCCUCGACAUCGACUACAGCUUCAAAGAGCAGCCUCGUGAGUCUCGUGGCCGUGGAGGCGGCCGUGGAGGCGGCCGAGGACGAGGAGGCGAUCGUGGGGACUUCCGUGGCGGCCGUGGGCGAGGACGUGGCGACCGUGGUGAGACCCGUGGGCGAGGCCGUGGUGGCCGCGGAGACGGUCCCCCGGUUGCAGUCGACGACGAAUCUGCUUUCCCUAGCUUGGGUGGAAAGUAA
This is a messenger RNA of Cladophialophora psammophila CBS 110553, 1050 nucleotides long. RefSeq lists its product as uncharacterized. The transcript is spliced from 4 exons. Gene Ontology annotation, cellular component: cytoplasm; nucleus. Bases 1 to 1050 code for a protein of 349 amino acids. The record is from RefSeq and is a predicted model, not a curated record. Gene Ontology annotation, molecular function: RNA binding. NCBI's taxonomy places the organism in Eukaryota, Fungi, Ascomycota, Eurotiomycetes, Chaetothyriales, Herpotrichiellaceae.